This is a messenger RNA of Bipolaris victoriae FI3, 2610 nucleotides long. RefSeq lists its product as hypothetical. Lineage: Eukaryota; Fungi; Ascomycota; Dothideomycetes; Pleosporales; Pleosporaceae. The record is from RefSeq and is a predicted model, not a curated record. The transcript has 7 exons. The coding region runs from base 1 to 2610 and encodes 869 amino acids.
AUGCCUGCAGACAUACAUUUGAUCAAAGCUGAAGGCGCCUAUGAGCGCUUGCCUGCCAAAGGCCAAAAUGGACUCCGGUUUCCAGUGGAGCGAUAUCUCCCGCCAAAAGAUUUCAUCAACUUUGAUGACGAACUCAAGUACCGCACAAAGCUAUUGCAUAUGGCUCGAAAUUCGAACCGUACCACUUUAUGUUUGCGGUGUGGAGUACCAACUGGCCAGCACCCCAAAGAUAUCUGUUUUUGCCAGUGGUGCGGUUGCCGCGCAGACGAUAUCCACCCUGAUCUAGAGUGUCCGUGGAUAUACGCCAGUGUGUCCUUCUGGAAGUCCAAACUCGUAAUCACUGAUCCCGCGAGCGGUGAAAGAUCAAGCGACUGGGUCCCCGUCAACGUCCAGAUUCAGCCUACAAAAGAGGAGCAAGCAUUCCUUGCACUUGAGAACCCAAUAUUCCUCGACUUUCCACGCGCUCGUGAGGGUCGUAAUAUAGUGGUGCCGGAUGGGGCGAACAUGAUGCAGCCAGUAUUGAUGCCACGAAAAUUGAAGAUUCAAGAACUGAACCGAGGCGAGAAGCGUCAACACGAAGAUGGUGACGAAUCAAGUGAACGGCCAACUCGACGGCCGUUCGUCGUUGGCAGUGACAAACAUGUCGAACUGAAAGAUGAACUGUUCCGUGAACUGAAAGACGCACUGUUCCGCGAACUAAAAGAUGAAUUGUUCCAUGAACUGUCCCGAAUGAGGGAAAAAAUCGCAAGACUGUCAUAUGAAGUCACAGAACUGAGAGCUCUCACUGAAAUGAAUCGCGAAAAUCAGUUUCCUUCUAGACCUCCUAUACGUCAAUAUGGCGGGUUUUCUCCUAGCCGCUCUGAGUACAGGGAAGAUACGUCGCCCUAUUCUAGCAACCCGAGACGGCAAGGGGACCGUUCCAGCCAAUUAGGCAACCAGUAUGACGAGCAUAGAGACCGUUUCAGCGCUAAUUCAGGCUUAUAUCGUCCCACGCAACAACAAAGUCCACCUCACCCAACCAGAGGUGACGGCAGGCCCUUUCCGGUCGACAGUUCAUAUCAAGACAACUCCAGCAUGAAUCGACGCUCUGUAUAUCAUCGACAACAACAUCGCUCAAGCCAGAGCGGUCGACCGAUGUCUGAUAAAAUGCUACCUGUACCACAUGGGCAAGAGCGGGUGCCAUGGACAACCAUUGGCGCAGGAACAAGACUCCUCAAUGAACAACGGCUGCAAUCAACAUCAAAAGCGGUAGUAUACGCAGCUAUGGAACAACAGUCAUCUCUGGCUACGUGCAUAAAAUGGGAGUAUUCUCCAGAACCUCGCUGGCCAGAGAAACCGAACAGAGGCUCUGAAUACGGACGCAUGGAAAACCGUGGAACUUUGGCGCAACAACGCAACGAUCGAAUCAAUCGCGAUCAGGCUUCCCUCACCGAUCCUCUGACCGUCAGCGCCACGCGCCUUCGCGCUACGAAUCCCUGCCGAAUAGGCCGUCUCAGUCCUAUAGAUCUACCUGGUCUCAUGAGUCGCAUGAAAAUUCCCAGUACUGGGACGUGCCUUCGGGCAACUACUCUCCGUGGCGCUACGCACAGCAUGGACAUUUCCAAUAUAGGGACGCAACUCACGAUCAGCGUGAUUAUUAUCACCACCUCCGAGGCAGGUUUCCCCGCUCGCCUACUCCACAUGAUAGAUAUGUGGAGUAUUCUCAGAGAAUACGUGCACCUAAUCGAAGCGAUUAUUCUUUCACGGAAAGAUCCUCGAGAUCCUUCUUACUAUGAGGAAGAUUUUUACACCCGUGGGAGAGAUCGUUAUGCCCGUGAGCAUGAUCACUCGCCCCGCCGUAUACUUCCAAGCAGAUAUGAGUCUGGACAUACUCGCACCCACGAGGAUAGCUCCUUCUCCCGUGAGGUUGGGCCCCUACAGCACAGACCUGAGACGCUGCCCUCCACUCAGGCAGUAGACGACUACUUGAGUCGCCAACUCGAGAGCAGACUUCGUUCUAUCUUCGAAGAGAUAGUUGCGAAGAGAGCUGCUCGAAUAGCAACGGAGGCUUCUGAAACUAGGUCAUCCUCACCGCAAAGCCAGACGCCUGUUGCCGCCACUAUAUCCGAAAAAGAUCAUGACGAGCAGGCUGCCACAACGCCGCAUGUGGUCCCUAUGUCAAAGACACCGGCAGAGAUCUACAAGCAUAUGCAGGAUGAGUUGAAAGGGCUUCUCGCAAUGGAGUAUGACAGCAACGCCGAGCCCCCCUUGAUACCAUACGGAUUUGGCAGUGCUUGGGACGACAGUGCCUCAGUGUAUAUCUUCCCCUGGAAGUAUGGCGCUACGAAGUCCUGCAACCUGGGGCUUUGUAAAGACAUGUUCAUGGGCAAAACGUGCAGGGACUAUACGUGCACACACGCACACAAUUGGCUUUCAUACGAUCAACUUGCAUACUUGCUGGGUCAGCCGGAUGCGAGAACAAGGAAAGCGGCAAGGGAAUUUGUUCAUGAUUUUUUCCCGUUGUGGUUCCAUGCCUGGGUCAACAUGGACAUGCCCACUUUCGACGACCCUGUGCCUCCCAAGCCGCCAACAAGUCUAACCAAGUCAUGGCGUCUCCCGCUGUUGAACUGA